AUGGGGGUGAAAAAUCUCUGGGACAUCUUGGAAUCUUGCAAGAAAAUUCUUCCUCUCGCCCAUCUCCAGAACAAAAGGGUUUGUGUGGAUCUCUCUUGUUGGAUGGUUCAGCUUCACAGUGUGUGUAAAUCACACUGUCCAUUGAAAGACAAGGUGUAUUUGAAGGGUUUGUUUCACCGCUUAAGAGCCCUAAUUGCUCUGAAUUGCAGCCUUAUUUUUGUUACUGAUGGCUCAAUUCCUGCCAUCAAAGUGACUGCAUAUAGGCGCCGCUUAAAUGGUGGAAAUGAGGCAACUUUAGUUGCUGGAAAUCCUCUUAAUGUAGCAUCACUGAAGAGAAAUAAGGGAUCCGAAUUUUCAUGCAUGAUAAAAGAAGCCAAAUUUCUUGGUGCGUCCCUUGGGAUUCCAUGCUUAGAUGGAAUUGAAGAGGCUGAAGCUCAAUGUGCAUUGCUAAACUCAGAGUCACUAUGUGAUGGAUGCUUCACAUCAGAUUCUGAUGCCUUUCUGUUUGGUGCAAGAACAGUUUAUAGAGAUAUAUGUCUUGGAGAAGGUGGUCAUGUUGUUUGCUAUGAAAUGGAUGAUAUCGAGAGGAAACUUGGGUUUGGGAGGAACUCAUUGAUUACUCUUGCUAUUCUUCUUGGCAGUGAUUAUAACCAAAGAGUUCGUGGAAAUAAAUGUGAUUUACCUCUAGAAAAUCAGUUCUUGCAAGUGAUCAAUGCUUAUUUGAAGCCAAGAUGCCAUUCGGCAGACUCAGACAUCGUGCACAGGGUUCUUGCUCUAUACCCUUUCAACCGUAGCCAAUUGCAUCAGAUAUGUACUCAAUAUUUCGACUGGCCUCCGGAAAAGACAGACGAGUACAUUUUGCCGAAGAUUGCAGAAAGAAACUUGAGGAGAUUUGCUAAUCUUCGUUCGAGUUCAUCGAGAUUGGGAGUCCAUCUGCCUGUUAAUGAGAUGCCAGUGAAGUGUCCUGUAUCGAGCAUUGUCAAGCAAAGGAAAGUCCAGGGAAGAGACUACUUUGAGGUUUCAUGGGAAGAAAUGGACGGCUUAGAUGCAUCCAUUGUACCAGCUGAUCUUGUUGAGAGCGCUUGCCCUGAAAAGAUUAAGGAAUUCCAUGAAAGAAAAGCUCACAAACAAAAACCCACUAAAAACAAAUCGAGAGCAGUUAAAGUAGAGAGUAAAUCCGAUACAGUUGAUGUCCAUAAAAAACUCCAGGAACUACUGCUCGACAUUGAACGAGACAGCUGUACCAUGAAUAACGGCGCCACCUGUCACGUUGGCUUGGAUUAUCAGCAAAACUCGAUUACGAGCCUUAAUUAUUCCGAGUCAAAAAGUGAACACUCUCUUAGUUUAUCUUCUUCUAGUGGUUCAAGAUCCAUAGGGAAGGAUAUUAUCGAUCUCAUUAGUCCACCGCCAAAACAAACUAUUGCACGUGGGGUUUCUAAUUUCCGAGAGAUGGAAUUUUCGGACGUGAUUGAGUUGAGUGAUACGGAUAAUGACGUGUCGCCUGAGCACGCGAGGAAGGCAAAGGAGCUGAGAAUGUUCAUAGCGAAUAUCAGAGAUGAGAUCUCUUGAUUGAUGAUGAUGAAUUUUUUUAUUCUGUAGUGUGUGCAAAUCUGUUUGAUUUUAUUUUAUCGUGUAUUUCGUAGGAUGGUGAAAUUACAGUCGGCAUAAAAGUCAGAGUAAAUUGUGAUCAUGUUGUGUAUUGUGUUAUGCAGAGAAAUAUGUAGAUGCAAAUUGAUGAAUUACUGGAUUUCGUAUGGUAGAUUUGAAAUGUCUUUAUGCAGAGGAAAAGAAAUAGAAUGCAAUCUGAUUCUUAAGGCCUUGUUUAUAAAAAAAAACUACGAAAAAAAUAUAUCUCAACUCUAACUUAAC
Messenger RNA from Striga asiatica, 1869 nucleotides. The record is from the annotation of a GenBank genome assembly. Lineage: Eukaryota; Viridiplantae; Streptophyta; Magnoliopsida; Lamiales; Orobanchaceae.